AUAAAUAUCUAUAUAACUAAUUUAUACUUACCCUCUUUUAUAAAUUCCGAAUAUUCCCUUCACAAUUCUCAAACACACACUAUACAAUAUAUACAGUAUAUACACUCAUCCUUCAUCAAAACUCUCUCUACUCUCCAAAUUCACCAUUAACAAUGUUCACCAGAGACUACGAAGUUAUCGAACAAAUCGGCACCGGACGAUUCGGCGUCGUUUCAAAGAUAAAAUCCCGCAAAAACGCCGAAAUCUUCGCCGUUAAAUCCAUCGACAAAUCCUCAAUUUCCGACGACAAUAUCGACAAACAAUCUCUCAUCAACGAACCCAAAGCUCUCCACCUCCUCUCUCUCUCCUCCACGUCAUCAUGCCACAUCACUCGUCUUCACUCCACGUAUGAUUCCCCCUCUCACCUCCACCUCAUCCUCGAUUACUCCCCUUUUCCUACCUUAUACGACGUCGUUUCACUCCGCCAACGUAUCUCUGAACACGAUUCUCGAUCCAUCACUUUCUCUCUCCUCCAUUGUAUCCUACAUUGUCACGAAAACGGCGUCGUUCAUCGUGAUAUCAAACCAGAUAAUAUUCUUGUUGAUACGAAUUCAUUACAAGUUAAACUAUGUGAUUUCGGAUCUUCUGGGUUUAUAGAUAAUAGUAAGAAUAAUGAAGAUAAUGUAAUGUUGAUGAAUGAAGUUGUUGGUACACCGUAUUAUGUUGCGCCGGAGAUAUUAGAAGGUAAUGGGUAUGAUGAGAAAGUUGAUGUUUGGAGUGUUGGUGUCGUUUUGUAUAUAAUGCUUGCUGGUUUCCCGCCGUUUUAUGGAGAGAGAGUGGAGGAGGUUUUUGAUAUGGUUUUGAAGGGUAAUUUGAGAUUUCCGUUUAGGGUUUUUGGGAAUUUUAAUUCUGUUGUUAAAGAUCUUUUGAGGAAGAUGAUUUGUAAAGAUGUUUCUAGAAGAUUAUCUGCUCAAGAAGCUCUUCGACAUCCUUGGUUCACGACAAGUGGAGGGCAACCCAUCAACAAUGACAUGAUGAAUCAAUACAAUUAGAAGACAUAUACUUUCUAUAUAGUAUAGUAGUAGAAUAUAGUACUUACAAACAAUAGCAAGUAAUUUCUGUUUUUGGUUUUGUUGGGAAAGAUUAUGUAAAUGAAGUAACGAAACUGUGUUUUAUAGGUACUGUUUUUAGCUACUAGUACGAAGCUUCGAUGAUAGUUGUGUGGCUUUUGUUUGGUGUUUGUUUGUUUUUAGUUCAUCUGCGGAGUGCGGAAGACGUAGGGCAGCACUAUGGCAGGCAGCUGCAAUUUGGAGAUCAAAUUGUACAUAAAUUAAACUAGCUAGUGGAGUGGAGUAUCUAUUAAUAUUGUUUUCUCCUA
Molecule: messenger RNA, 1357 nt
Organism: Beta vulgaris subsp. vulgaris (sugar beet)
Lineage: Eukaryota; Viridiplantae; Streptophyta; Magnoliopsida; Caryophyllales; Amaranthaceae
Product: phosphoenolpyruvate carboxylase kinase 1
Exons: 2
Coding region: 153-1031 (292 amino acids)
Biological process (GO): peptidyl-serine phosphorylation; intracellular signal transduction; protein autophosphorylation
Cellular component (GO): nucleus; cytoplasm
Molecular function (GO): calcium-dependent protein serine/threonine kinase activity; calmodulin binding; ATP binding
Source: RefSeq, a predicted model, not a curated record